Chara braunii is the source of this 3140-nucleotide messenger RNA. The record is from the annotation of a GenBank genome assembly. NCBI's taxonomy places the organism in Eukaryota, Viridiplantae, Streptophyta, Charophyceae, Charales, Characeae.
GGGGUUGUGCAGCAAAGGCGGCCACCGGAGCAGGAUGAAUUUCCCCAAAUGGGAGAACGAGAUGAGGAUGAAUAUGUUUUAGAAGAAGGAGAGUUCGUGGCAGGAGAAGGCAUAGGAAAGGAAGAGGAAGGAGAGGGAGAGGAAGGAGAGGGAGAGGAAGAGGAAGAGGAAGGAGUAGAAGAAGAAGAAGAAGAAGAAGAAGAGGAAGGAGAAGAAGAAGAAGAAAAAGAAGAAGAAGAAGAGGAAGAGGACGAGGAAGAAGAUCCAAUGGAGGAGGACGGCAGCUGGCAGAGAGAGUUCCUCAAGUCGAGGCCCGUUCGCAGCGACUUCAAGUACUUCUUUUGGGCCGUGUACGUCACAACUGGAUUAGCUUAUCUUCACGUCGAGACCAGCGGCAACGGUGUCUAUGCACGAAUCGGUGAAAUUUUAUUUGCAGCGCACGUGACGGAAAAAUAUCUCAUCGUGGAGUUGUGGGUCGUUAUCAAGGGCAAGCUCACUAAAUGUCUAUUGAAGGGGGAUAAAUUAAUGCCCAUGAAGAUGCCCAUCCAAAACAAGAAGUUGUUGGCAUUAAACAAGACUGGUUACAUGCUGUUCAUGGAAGGACUUUCUGAGUUCUUACGGGCAAAUUUGGACGAGAAACUUCUUCCUUUAAAGUAUGCAGAGGAAGCAGAAAAAUCACAAACUCCGACGACGACGACGACGACGGUCACGAAGGGUGGCUCGAGAGCGAGGUCGCAACGCCCCAAAGAUGUGAUUUCUCCUCAAACCAUUGUCAGGUCUUCCGAUAGUCUGGAAAGGGGAUCGAGCAUUAAGACGAUUCCCGGGAAGAUUCGCGGGAAGAAAAUAGUCACACCGGGUCCGCCUCGUUCGGAAGGGCAAGGGGAAGGGAAGGGAAGGGAAGAGGAACUCCAAGUACCCCAAGGUUUCGUGCCGAACGAGCGCACAGAAGAUUUGACAAAAACUUGGGAGGAGUUGAAGAGUUUGAAGGAGAAGAAACUUUCACACGAGUCCUUUUACCUGCCGAUGAAAUGUUUGAAGAGGCCACCCCUGGUGAAUGGGAAAAGACCAAUGGAGGUGAGAGAGAUGGACGAGGACCAUGUGAAGUCCAUCAUGGACUCCAUGUUGAAGCAGCCAACUGGAGAUCAUCUUCCCUUCGUGGGCCUCAUCGACCCUGCCCAGGCCGGGCGCAAAGAAGACGUGACCUUGACGAAACUGAGAGCCGGCGACUACGACAUUUUUGUGCUUGGUGGUGGCCAUAGUCGGGAAGCGAGGGAGCGGUUAGCACGCAUGAAACCCGACAACGAGGAGUACCAGUACAAUGUGUGCUAUAUUUACGUUGGCCUCACGAUCGAUGAGGCGAGGCAGGUUGCCCACAGGCAUAACCUUGCGGCGGGUUACCACAGGGACUUGAGCUUCAUCGAGAAGCUCAGGUGUUGGCGCCAAUGUGCUUUCAAACCCCAAGAGAUUUGGGAGCUCAUGUGUAAGAUCAUGAGCAUGUGGCAGAAGGGCGAGGUCAAAGGCCGAAAACUGACGCCGGCUGUGAGGAGUUUCUUGAAAGCGGACCAGGAUCUGGAAACGAGCGAGUCCGAGGGCGCGAAGAAAAGCCAGCGUGGGAAGAGGCUUGAUAGGGCGGCUGCGAAGGAACAAGAAAUGCCGCUUCUUUAUCCACGGGUGCAACUGCAGGGUAACAAGGUCCCCAAGGUCGCCGAGGACAUGCCAGCGCAACACUGGAUAGCCAUGGGUAGUAUGGCUCCAAAGAACGCCGUCCCUAUCCUCCUUGAGGUCAUUGCGAGGCAGAUCUCGCUCAAGGAGAUGGAGAAGAAGUUCCAACUUGUCAAGCAAAUCGCCUACGCCCGCAAGGCAUUCACAGUGGGGGUGGGCGCUGCUGACUUCAAGGACGCCGAGAAGGAGUAUCCUCUCCACACAAAGAAAGAGAUUUUGAAGAAGUUCGUUGGUGGCAUCAGAAGGGGUCAGACGAGUAUCCCCGCACUGGAUGGCCAUAUUAAAUGGGCCAUUGAAUGGAAGAACAAGGAGAGGAGACUGCAAGCGAAAAACGCUAUUCACACGUUCCGUACGAAACCUCUCGUGGAACGGUUCGUUGAGUGGACGGAGGUGAUACACGACAACGACUCGACGGAAGUGAAAAUUAUCAAUGGCGACGUGCGCUUGUUGUCGAAGCUGCAGACAGAAAAGCUGCCGAUAUCUCUGGCUAUUUUCGACUUCCCUUACGGGUUCGCGCACGAGGGCCAUACAUCUGAUAAUGAGCCGUUUCCAGAGUCAGACGUUGUGGAGGUUCUUCACAAUUUGAAGGACGUUUUCAGUGCCCCGUUGUGGACAGUUGCGGGAUUCUGUUCCGUGGACAUGCUUCCUUCCAUCCGUUCCACUUUCUGGGAGGCUUGCAAUGCAGGGCAGGAGCUUUUGACGUGGUGCAAGCCUAAUGUGAUGAAUCCGGGUGGGCCGCGGCUUGUGAGUGCGACCGAAUUCUGCGUGCUCGGCUACUACAGUGAGAGUGGGCAGCGCGAGAUGGCGCAUUACAAUUUUGAUCCCACUGAUAUGCGUCACAAUUUCCAGCUCUUCAAUGCUAUGACGCAGAAGUACCAGCACCCUGGUGGCGGUGUUCUUUGCCCGUACCAGAAGUCGUAUACUUUGUACUCCUGGCUUGUGAACAAAUUCUCUCCCGCAGGGGCCUGCGUUCUGGAUGGUUUCUCCGGUUCCGGCACAGGCGCCAUAGCGUGCGUCAAGGCAAAUCGGAAUUGCCUUGUGGUUGAGAUAAACACUAAGUGCGCUAAGGGCAUCGCCACGAGGCUUCUGACACACAUCGGCGGCACACUUGCGUGCGAAACGCCAAAGCGGAAAGAAAAGGUCGCACAAGGCAGCACGACCUCUAAUGUGUCUGGGGAUACGAAGUCUGUCGGAAAUGAACUCGUGCCCGACGAAAACACGGGCACUGCUGCAGGAGUGACGGACAUCGCUGAGGCUGUCGUUGUCGGGCCGUCAGGUGCGAGUUUGCCCACUGCCGAGGCUGCUGCCGGCCCGCGGUGUGGAGCAAACUGUUACCGGUGCUGAGCCCGCUUUCGUUGUGUCUCUUCCCGGUGAGGGUAGACCCGUGCCUGCUUCCAUGCCUGAGCCCAGCGUUGUUC